GUCGCAGCGUAGAUUCUCCGCGGGCGCUUGCGGGCUAAACGAAAGGGGCGUAGCCUCUGCCAUGGCCGGGCCGCGCGGCUGUUUGUUGUCAGUCGUUGGCAGCGGGUUAUGGCGACAGCGGUGAAUGAAUUCUCCGGGCGGGAGAGGGAAGAAGAAGGGCUCAGCCGGCUCCAGCUCCCCGCCCCGCGCCGCCGGGGCCUCCCCUUCACCCUCGUCCGCGGCCGGGCCGGCUCCCUCCGUCCAGCAUCAGCAGGCGGCGGUGGCCUCUCCUCACAAACGGAAUCUUUACUACUUCUCGUACCCGCUCUUUGCUGUCUUCGCACUGCUUCGCUUCCUGGCUUUCCAGCUCGGGCUGCUCUUCGCCUGGCUCUGUGAGCGCCUUUCUCGCGGCAGGGCCCUCAUGGCAGCCGCCAAAGACACCGCCAGCAGAGCCGGCGCCGGCGAUGCCCCCGAGAGGGUGAGAACCUGCCAUAAGCGCGCAUUCGAGUGCAUCUCCACGGCGCUGCGCAUCGACGAGGACGAGACCGCAGGACAAAAGGAGCAAGCUGUGGAAUGGUACAGAAAAGGAAUUGAAGAACUGGAGAAAGGAAUAGCUGUACUAGUUACAGGCCAAGGUGAUCAUUAUGAACGAGCUCGACGUCUCCAGUGUAAAAUGAUGACAAAUUUGGCAAUGGCCAAGGACCGAUUGCAGCUCUUAGAGAAGAUGCAGGCAGUUAAGCAAAUUCCCAAGCCGCAAAUGGAAGUCUAUAGUGACAGUACUAACCUGGUAUGCCGCAAUGGACAUCUCCAGUCAGAUCUGUUCCACUCCAAACAAUCAGAAAAAUAUUGUUUCUAUUCACUGAACUUCUUGCAACUUAGCACUGGAGGGGUUGAUUCUGUCUUCAUAGAAAAUGGAGCUGUUCCAAAAAAGAAGGAUCCACUGACUCAAACUAGUAACUCGCUCCCUCGUUCAAAGUCUGUGGCAAAAACUGCGUCUGUAGGCCUUUCAGGGCACCAAAGGACACCUAGUUAUAGUGGAAUAUCCAAUUUCCCUGUGCCUAGACCGGCAGCAUCUCCAACAACAAUUACUCAGAAGACUACACCCAAAAACAAUAGAUCCAACAAGCCCUCUACUCCUACAACUGCUCUGCGAAAAAAGAAAGAUAUGAAGAUUUUUAGAAAUGUGGAUAGUAAUCUUGCUAAUCUUAUUCUCAAUGAAAUUGUAGACAGUGGGCCAUCUGUUAAAUUUGAUGAUAUCGCUGGGCAAGAGCUAGCAAAGCAGGCGCUACAAGAAAUUGUUAUCCUUCCUUCUCUUAGACCUGAGUUGUUUACAGGACUCAGGGCUCCUGCACGUGGAUUGUUGUUGUUUGGCCCACCAGGAAAUGGGAAGACUAUGCUGGCCAAAGCAGUGGCUGCGGAAUCUAAUGCAACCUUUUUCAGCAUAAGUGCUGCAAGUCUGACAUCAAAAUAUGUUGGUGAAGGGGAGAAAUUGGUGCGUGCUCUUUUUGCAGUGUCCAGAGAACUUCAGCCUUCUAUAAUUUUUAUAGAUGAAGUUGAUAGCCUCUUAUGUGAAAGAAGAGAAGGUGAACAUGAUGCCAGUAGACGUCUAAAAACAGAAUUUUUAAUAGAGUUUGAUGGGGUCCAGUCUUCUGGAGAAGACCGAAUACUUGUGAUGGGAGCAACAAACAGGCCACAGGAGCUUGAUGAUGCUGUUCUCAGGCGAUUCACCAAGAGGGUGUAUGUAUCUUUACCAAAUGAAGAGACACGAUUGCUUUUGCUUAAGAAUCUAUUGAGCAAGCAAGGAAAUCCAUUAACCCAGAAAGAGCUAGCACAGCUAGCUAGAAUGACAGAGGGAUACUCAGGGAGUGACUUAACAGCAUUAGCAAAGGAUGCAGCUCUUGGCCCUAUUAGAGAAUUAAAGCCUGAGCAAGUGAAGAAUAUGUCUGCCAGUGAGAUGAGGAACAUCAGAUUGUCAGACUUCACUGAAUCUUUGAAGAAAAUAAAGCGUAGCCUCAGCCCUCAAACCCUGGAAGCUUACAUUCGCUGGAACAAGGAUUUCGGAGACACUACAGUCUGAUACAUCGCUUUAUCAAAAUGAAGGGAAAAUGAUGCCAGCAAGGGACAUCUGAUAUAAACUACUGCUGGAAUGCAACCAGAGUUUACAGGACCUUACAGAUUCCUAAGUAUCUGCACUGAAAUGAGACUGAUUUUAAAGGGGAAAGCAAAAGGAAAUGUUGAUCAGAUCUCUUAGCUUUUAACAUUUGAAUUUAUACGCAAGGCACUGUAAGUGAGCACAAUAACGAUGCUGUGGGGAGGAAACUAGUAAUUGAGUCAUGGUAGGAAAUGUAAUUGGUGUAUUUUGUUGCUGACAAAUAUUUUAAUGGCAUUAUUUGUUGGGGGGAAAAUUAUUUGCUCAUGACUUCUGAUUUCCUUUGUUAGCUACUAAUUAUAAAGGUCAAUCCAUUUUCUUGACCUGUAUAUAUUUACAGCGUGCCAAAUUAAAAUAUGCUUGAUACAUCAGGAAGAACAGUAUUGGGCAUAGCAUUAUUUUUAAAAGUCUGCAAUAUAACAGAGCUGAUGUGUUGCUUUUUGUUCUAAUGGAACCUUACACUCUAUAGAAUUUAGAAAGCAAGAUGUGAAAGCAGGACAGUAAUGACCAGUAAAACCAGUUGCUGAUCUUAAAUCAUUCUUUUCCUGCAAUAUUUCUCUAAAUUGUAAAGUUUCCAUGUAGUAUGCUUACUACUUGUUCUGGUAUUGUGUACUUGCAGCCCAAGAAAUAAGUGUAAAUGGUAUUGAUUGUCAAAAGAACUGCUUGAUACUAGUUUCAAAGUUAGUGACUGAAUGCCAGAGAAGUUUACCCUCUGGUAAUUUUUUAAUCUAUUCAAGUGAUCAUAGCUAUGGUUACUUGUUUAAUUAUGUCAGUCUUUUAUACCUUUCAUUUUGUAGACUAUAUUCUGCAAGAGACUCAACUGACUUUUUAAAAGUGCAGUAAAUAAAUUUUCUUGUAAAUAAAUUAAUUUUUAUGGUAUGAAUGAUAUGUAAAUCCAUGGCCUUUUAAGACUAAAGGAGAGGCAUAUUUGCUGCUUUGUGGUAUAACUGUUGGUGUUUACAAAAUUGAUGUUUUGUUCACUUACUCAGUUGCUAUGAUUAAAACACCACCAAGUAAAAACAG
Messenger RNA from Eublepharis macularius, 3151 nucleotides. It is a transcript of the gene SPAST, whose product is annotated as spastin. NCBI's taxonomy places the organism in Eukaryota, Metazoa, Chordata, Lepidosauria, Squamata, Eublepharidae. Gene Ontology annotation, cellular component: microtubule cytoskeleton. The transcript has 18 exons. The record is from RefSeq and is a predicted model, not a curated record. Gene Ontology annotation, molecular function: ATP hydrolysis activity; microtubule severing ATPase activity; ATP binding. Bases 125 to 2056 code for a protein of 643 amino acids.